Messenger RNA from Pollicipes pollicipes, 1412 nucleotides. Its product is annotated as F-actin-monooxygenase MICAL2. The record is from RefSeq and is a predicted model, not a curated record. Lineage: Eukaryota; Metazoa; Arthropoda; Thecostraca; Pollicipedomorpha; Pollicipedidae. Gene Ontology annotation, molecular function: FAD binding; protein binding.
GCGCGGAGAGGGAGUAUGCGGCGAGUGCGGCAUUAGUUUUAGCUUCAUUAGAAAAGUUGGUUUAAUUAUGGACAUAGCGCGUGCUUUAAGUGAUCUGUGCAUGUUCUGGACAUUCUUCGGAGCGGUUUUCUUCGCAGGAUGCGUCAGACGCGCCGGGCUCUGACCAGUCCGUGCAGUGGAAGGCGGCGCGAUGCCGGACAACAACGGGCUCUCCGUCGAGUCGACGCAGGCUUCGGAUCACUUCGACCAGCUGUGCGCGGCGCAGACGCUCAAGGGCAUCCUAGGUCACUACAGGAAGCUGUGCGCGGCCCUCAACCUCACGCCGGCACAGUUUCCUGAGUUCUACCCGAAGUUGAAGGCGAAUCUCCAGUCAUGGAAAGCUCUGGGCCUGUUUGCCAAGUUCGACAAGCGGGCGUCUCACAAGUGUUACAACCGCGGGCAGGCGUGUGUCGACACCAAGGUGCUGGUGAUUGGUGCCGGUCCGUGCGGUCUGCGGGCCGCCAUCGAAGCCCAGCUGCUCGGCGCCCGGGUGAUGGUGGUCGAGAAGCGGGACCGGCUCAGCCGCAACAACGUCCUCCACCUCUGGCCCAUGGUCAUCCAUGACCUCAAGGCGCUCGGCGCCAAGAAGUUCUUCGGCAAGUUCUGCGCCGGUGCCAUCGACCACAUCAGUAUCCGCCAGCUGCAGUGUAUCCUGCUGAAGGUGGCGCUGCUGCUGGGCGUGGAGCUGCACGAGAACGUCGGCUUCGAGCAGCUGGUGGAGCCGUCCGACGAGCGGACCGGCUGGCGCGCCCGGCUCAGCCCGCCUGACCACCCGGCCGCCCGCUUCCAGUUCGACGUCCUGAUCGGUGCCGACGGCAAGCGGAAUACGUUCCCCUGCUUCCGACGCAAAGAGUUCCGCGGGAAGCUCGCCAUCGCCAUCACGGCCAACUUCGUGAACCGGCACACCGAGGCCGAGGCGAGCGUGGACGAGAUCUCCGGCGUCGCCUUCAUCUUCAACCAGAAGUUCUUCAAGGAGCUGAGCGCCUCCACCGGGAUCGACCUGGAGAACAUCGUUUACUACAAGGACGAGACGCACUACUUCGUCAUGACCGCGAAGAAGCAGAGCCUGCUGGCCAAGGGUGUCAUUCUGGAGGACCACGUGGACACCAGCCGGCUGCUGGCGCAGGACAACAUCGACCGGGCGCGUCUGAUGGCGUACGCGCGCGGGGCGGCCGACUUCUCGACGGACGGCCAGCUGCCGCAGCUGGUGUUCGCGCUCAACCACUACGGCCUCGAGGACGUGGCCAUGUUCGACUUCACCUGCAUGUACGCCGCCCGCCACGCCAGCACGGUGACGGUGCGGCACGGCCACAGCCUGCUGCUGCAGCUGGUCGGCGACAGUCUGCUCGAGCCGUUCUGGCCGACGGGCAGCG